AUUUAAUAUUUUGCUUUAAUGUUAAUAUUAAUUUUGUGGGUUUAUUUUAAAGAGGUAAUAUAUGCAAUUAGAGAUAAAGGAGUGUAAAUAUCUUUGAAGAGGUCUCCUUGUUUUACUCCUAAUUAUUAGUAGCAUGUGUUGCAUACUAACGGCAGAAUAAACCCUAUCCUUGAUAAUCUCCUAAUUCUUUUCCUAAAAAUCUGCCACUUUUCCUCUUGCCCAACAAACUAUUGUUUUACUAUAAAACAACGUUCAUUGUUUCGACUGUUUGGUAGAAGAAGGAAAAAACUCUAUCUACAUCUUAUUCUCUCUCCUGCUUUAGAAAUCAUAAACAGUGACUGAUCAUAUUCGGUUCAUAUAUACAUAUUUGGUUCGGUAUUAUAUUUGGAUUUUGAGUGUCGGGAAACUAUACGGUUCGUGAGUUCAAUUCGCUGCACAGAAGAGAACUUGAAGGUCGUUGUAUCUUGGGGAAAGAACGCCAUCCAACCCCGUGCAGAAGGGGGUGUAUCAUUCCUUAGGAGGGCGUCAUCACGUGCCUCGACCACCCCACAGGCUAUUCUUAUCUUUUCUCUAAUAAUAUUGAAUUGCCUUUCUUGGUAGAUUAUUUGUUCUUGUUUAGGCAUUUAAUUCUAGCAGAAAUAUCCUAAUCAUAUAAUUUUCCCAACAAUCUAAGGAAUGUUAUUUGUUAGGAUUUUCUGUUAGGGUUACACUUGCUAUAGUAUUGUUGAGCAGCUUUGUUUUGAAAAAAAAAAUGGCAUUUGACGAUUCGAGUUCUUGCAAGCCCGAGAAGUUCAAUGGUCAAAAUUUCAAGAGUUGGCAACAACAAAUGAAAUUUUGGCUCACCACUUUGGGUUUAUAUUCUGUGAUUCACAAAGGUUUGGUUUCAAAAGGAAAAGGAAAAUCAUCGGAUAAAAGUGGAACUUCUAAGGCUGUUGAAAUUGUUGAAACUGGCAAGGAUUCGAUCCCGUCGAAAAAAUCUACUGACGAUGAUGGUUUCGAUGAGAAAGAUUAUUUGUGUCAUGGUAGGAUUUUGAGUGCAUUAUCUGCUAGUAUCUAUAAUAUUUUUUGCACUACUAAGACUGCCUUUGAGUUGUGGGAAGCAUUAGAAUUUAAAUAUGGGGCCGAAGAUGCCGGUCUUAAACGGUAUUAUGCGGAAAAUUUUUUAGACUUCCAAAUGGUUGAUGGAAGGUCAGUGAUGGAACAGGCCCAUGAAUUUCAAAAUAUACUCUAUGACCUUAAGAGAAAAGGCAUGGAUUUAACUGAUACUUUUCUAGUUGCUUCUCUCAUUAAAAAAUUGCCUCCCUCGUGGUCUAAAUUUGCUAGAGAACAAAAGCAAAAGCACGAUGACUAUACUUUUGAUGAACUUUUAGUGUCUCUAAAUAUUGAAGAGAAGCAUCGUGAAAAACUAGUUGAACCUGCUUCUGAUUUUUCGGCUAAGGCUCUCAUUGUAGAAAAUCUUCAUAAGCCUACGCAUCAAAGUUUUAAGAAAACCAACUCUACUAAACAGUUUGUGAGCCAUAGCAAUAAUAAUAAUAAUAAACCAAAAGGCGGAAAUAUUAUUCAGGAAAAGGUAGUGGCUUGUUGGGUGUGUGGAAAUACUAAUCACAAAGCCAAGGAUUGUUACUAUCGUAAAGGCCAACCUCCUAAGCCUCAUGGGAAUAAUGUAGCUCCUAGACCACAAGCUAAUGUCGUCACUGUGGAGGCCAACUCCUCUUUCCCUGCUAACAGGAAUCAGGCACAAGAACUAUAAGCAUGGGAAAUGGGAGCAUGGUCAGGGUACUAGGAGAAGGAAAUGUUAGUUUGAAGUUGACCUCAAGCAAAGUUUUCACCUUAGAUCGAGUCUUGCAUGUUCCAGACAUUAAUAAAAUCUAGUCAGCACUUCUUUAUUAGAUUGUCAUGGUUUUAAGAUUGUUUUAGAGUCGAAUAAAGUUGUCAUUGCUAAGAAUGGUAGUUUUGUUAGUAAAUGUUGUUUAGUUGAUGGUUUGUUUAGUCUUAAUGUUGUGAAUUUUGAUUUGAAUAAAAGUACUUGUUCUUUGCCUAUAAGUUCUUCAGUUUCUAAUGUUGAAUGUUGUGGUAUUUGGCAUGGCAG
Molecule: messenger RNA, 2089 nt
Organism: Rhododendron vialii
Lineage: Eukaryota; Viridiplantae; Streptophyta; Magnoliopsida; Ericales; Ericaceae
Exons: 2
Coding region: 752-1750 (332 amino acids)
Molecular function (GO): nucleic acid binding; zinc ion binding
Source: RefSeq, a predicted model, not a curated record